AUGAAAAACCAUACAUCAUUAACUACAUUAAUACUUCUGGGACUGACAGAUAAUCCUCAAAUGCAGGUUCUGAUUUUUAUAUUUCUGCUUGUCACCUAUACCUUGAGUAUAACUGGGAAUCUGAUUAUCAUUACACUCACUUUUGUGGAUUCAAACCUUAAAACCGCUAUGUACUUUUUCCUCAAAAAUUUCUCUUUCUUAGAAACUUUAUUCACCACAGUCUGUAUUCCCAGAUUCCUAUAUAGCUUGUCCACUGGAGACAAGACCAUUACUUACAAUGUUUGUGCUUGUCAACUAUUUUUUGUAAUAUUACUUGGAGCAACAGAAAUUUUUCUCCUGGCCAUCAUUUCCUAUGACCGCUAUGUGGCCAUCUGCAAACCCUUGCAUUAUGUAACCAUCAUGAAUAACAGAGGAUGGCUUGUUAUUGGCUGUUGGAUAGCAGGUUUGUUGGUCAUACUCCCUCCCCUUAGCCUGGGAUUAAAGUUGGAAUUCUGUGACUGUAACAUCAUGGAUCAUUUUCUCUGUGAUGUUUCUCCUAUACUAAAGAUCUCUUGCUCAGACACACUCUUCAUAGAACAGAUGGCUAUAGGCCAUGCUGUGCUGACCCUCGUCUUGACACUUCUGUGCAUAGCUUUGUCCUACAUAUAUAUCAUUAAGACCAUCAUGAAGUUUCCUUCUGUCCAGCAAAGAAUGAAGGCCUUUUCUACCUGCUCUUCCCACAUGAUUGUUGUUUCCAUGACAUACGGUGGUUGUAUUUUCAUUUAUAUCAAACCUUCAGCAAAGGAUGAGGUAGCAAUUAAUAAAGGUGUGUCGAUGCUUACUACUUCAGUUGCACCAAUGUUAAAUCCAUUUAUUUAUACCCUUAGGAACAAGCAAGUGAAACAAGCUUUUCUAGACUUAAUCAAAAGAAUGCAUUCAAAUUAUCACAAUAAAUAA
Molecule: messenger RNA, 936 nt
Organism: Tupaia belangeri chinensis (Chinese tree shrew)
Lineage: Eukaryota; Metazoa; Chordata; Mammalia; Scandentia; Tupaiidae
Product: olfactory receptor 6C2-like
Exons: 2
Coding region: 1-936 (311 amino acids)
Biological process (GO): G protein-coupled receptor signaling pathway
Cellular component (GO): membrane
Molecular function (GO): G protein-coupled receptor activity; olfactory receptor activity
Source: RefSeq, a predicted model, not a curated record